Molecule: messenger RNA, 1112 nt
Organism: Caenorhabditis angaria
Lineage: Eukaryota; Metazoa; Nematoda; Chromadorea; Rhabditida; Rhabditidae
Source: the annotation of a GenBank genome assembly
AUGUUAUCUCGAUUGAAUGUUUAUAAGAAUAUCACGCGGCGAAAUUCAAGCAUCUUUCAAAGAGUCAAAUCAUUUCUAGUUCCCGUAAGUUGAAAGAAAAAAGUUUGACUUUCAAUAAAAAUACUAAAUUCAGAAUGAAACCGAGAAUUUCGAUGUUGAAGAAGUGAAAAGAUGUCAUAAUUGGGAUAAAUUAGAUGAAAAAGAAUGGACAUUGAUUUAUAGAGAUAUUGGUGAGUAAAUUUCAUCAUUUUAGAAAGUACUAGUUUAGUGGGAUUUAGUUGAUACGUACCUAAAAUCUAUCGGAGUCGAGUUAUAAAAAUCUUACGUUUGGAAAAUAAAUUAGAAAUUACGUAUCAGUUCCCACAAGCCAAAAAAAUCAAAAUGAAGCUCCAAUGCCACUUUUUUAAAGAAAAUAUUUUUUAUUGAACUACUUAGGUCACGCUCACGUAUUUUAUUGAUUCACAAAUUUUUCCCGGCCUUUUUAAAAAUUUAAAAGUUUUCAAAAUCAAAAUAGCUCUCUUUAUGAAUAUAUUUUUACAAAAUGUUAUUCAUAAAAUUUUCCUACAGGAGCAUCCCGAACAAAUGUAAUGACUGGUCUAUUUUUGCCAUGUUUCAUUGCCGGAAGUGCCAUUUUCCUAUAUGAUAUUCAAAAGAAUGAGGCAAAUAAUCGAUUUGAUUUUGUUCAAAGAAUAGUGAAUGAUGCUGAAGAACUGGGAAAUCUUAUUUUUGUUCCAACAAUUGCUUUAUCUUUAGUUAUUGCAUUAUUAGUUCGAGUACAACAAUUACGUGUAAUGAGGAUUUAUCAGAAUCGGAAAAAUGUUGAAGAUUUUAUUGCGAUUCGAUCAAAAUAUAUUGUUAGACAGCAAAAGGUAAUUUUUGAAAAUGGUGUAUUGUAGAAAAUUGGAAAUGUUUAGUUUUUGUUCAAUCGAGAUUCUUCGAGUGCUUUCUAUUUUGCUGAAGAACAAAGUGAUGGUCGAAGAGUUGCUUUGAAUUUUCUCUUUGGAAAUAUUCAGAUUGGAAAUCAGCGACAAAUGAUUAUGGAUGAUAUGUUCAGAGCGAAUAAUUAUCGAAGUUUCAUGCUGAAUGAGACAAGUGUUCCACCCAGGUUAUAG